Molecule: messenger RNA, 378 nt
Organism: Didymodactylos carnosus
Lineage: Eukaryota; Metazoa; Rotifera; Eurotatoria; Philodinida; Philodinidae
Source: the annotation of a GenBank genome assembly
AUGUUUCAUUAUCUCGCACCUUGUACAAUUCAAAUAAUUGCUGUUACAAUUCUAAUUAUUAUUACUGCUCGUAAUAGAGCAAAAACAAAUAAAGACCAAACGGAGCGAGAAUUAAUAAUGAAACAAUUAAAUGCCAACAAAGAAUCGUUUUUAACACCUAGUAUUAUUGUUUUGAAUGUCUUAUCACAAGCUAUUUUAGCCUUCACCUACCCGUGUAAAGAACUGAGUGAACCAUGGCAACGUUAUUCUCUUCUAAGUACAUAUUUUCUAUCAUAUUCAUCCCAAAUACUCGGUUUUAUUCUCUUCGUUUUACCAUCAACGGCGUACAAAGAAGAAUUUUACAAAACAAAAUUAGCACAAAAACUAUGUGAAAAAUGA